Leptidea sinapis is the source of this 3638-nucleotide messenger RNA. Its product is annotated as leucine-rich repeat-containing protein 47-like. The coding region runs from base 124 to 1707 and encodes 527 amino acids. The record is from RefSeq and is a predicted model, not a curated record. The transcript has 6 exons. Gene Ontology annotation, molecular function: RNA binding; phenylalanine-tRNA ligase activity; protein binding. Gene Ontology annotation, biological process: phenylalanyl-tRNA aminoacylation. NCBI's taxonomy places the organism in Eukaryota, Metazoa, Arthropoda, Insecta, Lepidoptera, Pieridae.
UUAACAAAUUUUUUCUUUUCAGUUUGCUGUUGCAGUAAUAAAUUCGUUUAUAAAUAAUAUUUUAGUCGAAACUUCGUGUGAAUUAUUUGUAGACAUCAAAUAUACUAAAUAAAGUACAAAAAGAUGAGUUUGUGGCCGGAAAUUUCGACGGCAAAGUCGGAAAACAGGCAUGAAAUAAAAUUAUCCGGCGCUGCUAUCUCGAAGCGCAUUUCCGAGGAAGGUUUAGACAAAAAUGUAUUCAAAUUAACCAAUAUAAAUCUUUUAAAUAUAAGUGAAACUUGUCUCGAGAUUAUUCCUGAUGAAAUCAAACAGCUAGUAAAUCUACAAUCUCUUCUUUUAUACGGAAAUAAGCUGACAGUUUUUAACGAAAACAUAACCUUAUUACCGAAAUUAAAAGUGCUUGAUAUAUCUAGAAAUCAAAUAACUAGUAUUCCAGAGAGCUUAAAUAAAUUGAAAGAAUUAACAAGUAUCAACUUCAGUUCAAAUCAAAUAGUUGAGAUACCUGCAAUUGGUGAAUUACCAAAUCUUAUUAGUUUUGAUGUUUCAAACAACAAAUUAUUGAAGUUUCCGGACACUCAAAACGCUAGUUUACCGCAUUUAACAGACCUUAAAAUUAAGGGGAAUCUGAUUGAAGAAAUACCAGCUACAAUUGCCAGCAGUUUGCCAUCUUUGAAGAAUUUUGAUAUUGGUGAAAACCAAAUUAAGAUCAUACCUGGAGAAUUAGCUUCUAUGGCAAAAUUGAAAGAGUUAAACUUGAAAGGCAACAAGUUAUCGGAUAAACGAUUGAUGAAGCUAGUUGACCAAUGCAGAACAAAGCAAGUCAUAGAUUAUAUAAGAGAACACUGUCCAAAAUCUGAUGCCACCCAACCAACAGGCAAAUCAAAAGGAAAAAAGAAUAAAAAACAAGACGAACCGCUUCCUGGUGAUGAUGUCGAAGAACUUUGCCACACAUUGAAGAUUUUACAUGUUGAUGAUGAUCUAAUGAAAGUGAAGAUAAUGGAGAGUGAAGUGUGGAAUAUCAGGCCAUUUAUCUUAUGCUGUGUUAUAAAUAAUUUAAAGUUCAGUGAGGCUUCUUUUAAGAAGUUUAUUCAGAUGCAAACAAAACUACAUGAUACAGUGUGUGAUAAAAGGAAUGUUGCAACAAUAGCCACACACGACAUGCAGAAAAUACCACCAGGUGAUUUGGUCUACACUGCAAGAGCACCGUCUCAAUUAAAACUAACACCAUUGUCAAGAACAAAACAGUUUACUGGUGAACAGUUGUUCCAACAGCUGACUGCUGAAGCCGAUGCUUUGAGAAAAGAAAAGAAAAGGAAUGUCUACUCUGGUAUCCACAAAUAUCUAUACUUACUUGAGGGUAAACCAAAGUAUCCGUGUUUGGAAGACUCAGCAGGCAGGAUUAUUAGCUUUCCACCAAUAACAAAUUCGGAUGACACUAAGAUGUCAUUCGAAAGUAAAUCGAUGCUUGUUGAAGUAACCUCACACUCAUCACUCGGUGCUUGUAAAAUGGUUAUGGACAAGCUGCUUCAAGAGUGCUUACUACUUGGUAUUGCUGAUGAAGAGGAGAAUUCUAAGUAUCACACUAUUACUGUGCAGCAGGUAAAAGUUGUGGACAUGGAGGGCAACCUGAAGAGUGUUUAUCCAUCGCGAACAGACUGUGCGUAUGAGGGAUCCAACAUUAAAGUGUACAGGCUACCAAAAAAAUAAUUGCAUUACUCCAUGUAUUGGAAAGAUAUCUUCACACGCUGCACUUAAAGUUUAUUAUUUGUAAAUUUCAAGCAUUAAAUGCAUUUUGAAUAUUAGAUUAUUAUUACAUUGAAACUGUUUUGAAAAUAGUGUUUUUUUUUACUAGUAAAAGUGACAAAUAUGUUUUCUGAUUUUAAGUAAUACACCCAGCACAUUACAGUGCAGUGCCACUUAGAAUCCAUGAGCUCGUCAUGAUACAUACGAUAUUGUCACUAGCCGAGUAUUGUCCCUUAGCUACGCCGCCCUUCUUACCAAAAUCCAAAUAGUGCUUGACGGCAGGAAAUAGGCGCCACUGUGGUACCUAGUCCGCAUCCCGUGCAAAGGUAAUAUACAUGAGCAUAAUUAAACCUAAUGAAAAAUCUAUAGCUAUUGCUAUUACCACUUUACAAAAAUCUGUAUCAAUAGUACCACUUUACAAAAGUCUGUAUCAAUAGUACCACUUUACAAAAGUCUGUAGCAAUAGUACCACUUUACAAUAGUCUAUCAAUAGUACCACUUUACAAAAGUCUGUAGCAAUAGUACCACUUUACAAAAAUCUGUAUCAAUAGUACCACUUUUCAAAAAUGUGUAGCAAUAGUACCACUUUACAAGAGUGUGUAGCAAUGGCACCACUUUACAAGUCUUAGCAAUAGUAGAAAAGUGGUACUAUUAAGUACGUAUUAUUAUGCAACAGUAUACAAUAGAUUUCGUUUGUAAGGAACCUAUGAAUGACUCAAAGUCAAAUAUUUUGCAAAAAUUUUAAAAGGUUUUCAUUGUUCUUAUUUGAUCUGUUUUGGAUGUACUUGUGGUCAAUGAGUUUUAUUAUUAAGUUUUGCUCUUACCUGUAUGUCAAAAUUUAAGUUUCUUUCAUUAAAAAUAAUGAUAUAAACUUCGUUUGUUUGUACCUUAAUAGUUUAAAUCUAUAUUACUUGAUUUAUUGUUUCUAUGAGUCAAUUACAUAAUAUAGAUUUAAACUAUUUUAUCUGUCUUGUUGGUUAAAAUAACUUACUUUAUAAAGCAUUAUGUAGUAUAGCUGUAUUUUUUACAGAAUAUUGACAGAAUGCAUCAAGGUUGCAAAUGUGUUCAGGUAGUUUACGGAAUGGCCUAUAUUUUUAAGGCAAGAAAAAUAGUAUUAUGCACAAAGUUAUAGUUAUGCAAUUUCUUUUUUGAAUGUACAUUAUUUGCUUUUUUGCUUAUAAUUCUUAAUGUAAAUUUUUCACCAAAAUCACGCCAAUUAAAUCCUCUUGUAGCUUACAAUCAAUCUCUCCGAGAUAUUCUCAUUUUGGUUAGUUAUAAAUGCAUUAAAUUAAUUAUGAUUUAGUGUCCUACGUUGUGACGUUUUCAAAUAGAUUGUUUCUUGUUCCAAAUACACGUGUUAUACUUAAUUUUAAGAAAAAAUAGGGUAGGCGCUACGUCAAUAUGACGGUAAAUGUCAAAGUAUGCUGAAUAAGUGUUGUAAAGGUUUAUUUUGCGAAUAAGUUGUCUAAUCUGUGAUUUUUGUACUGCUUAUUAACGUGCAUGUAAAAGUUGAGGUAAUAUAUACUACGUACUAGAAUACAAAAGGAUGUCUGACCUCUCACCUUGAUCUUUGGCCAAGAGAUGGAGCCAGCUGUAGUCAACUCACUCAGUGUAUGCUAAGCUUUUGUAGCAAUAACACGUAUAUGAGUGCUGGGUGUUUAAUAUGGUUUCGUGAGUCUAAAGUAAAAGUCAAGGAGUGCUCUUUCACCACUAAGUUCUAGAUAAUAUUUUUAAACACGCAUAAUAAUUAAUUCUGUCGUUAUUUUUUUUUAAAUAUAUUCUAUCGUUUUAACUGGUGAUGACAUGUGAUCGGAUGUAUAGCUGCUUGUAUUACCUCAAUGCAUGUAAUAAAUUAAUGAUUUAUGUUGUAUCAAAAUAUAAAAUAUAAAAAAACA